GAUAUUAUUGUGAAAGUGAAACUACUAAAUUCUGUUUUUUUCUUUAUUGGAACACUUUUUCUAGCACUUUCCCAAUAAAUAAAGCGUUAAAUUAACAAAACAAAUCGUCACACUUGAAAAGUAAAUGCUAUAAAAUAUUUUCUUUUAAAAUGAUAGAUUUACAUUUAAGCCCCAAAUCUCCCUGAAUACCCCCUUGCGGCAACUUAAAGUCGAUAUAAGUCGGACAAUUUCCAAAUGGCCACAUUUAUAGCCUUCCCGUGCCUUGCUAUCACAUAAAAAUCACUUUCAGUCUCCACCGCCCCGCAAAUUAUAGCCCAAUGUGCCCUACUGCCGUUUAAUAACCCCGGAGAGUUAUCUUUGUCUGUGUCAUAAGGCACUAAUAAAUGGGCACCAUUGAGCAAAAAUUCUUUGAUUUCUUUUGUAUUUAAUAAACCUGAGUAUACUUGAACACUGGUCGAUUUUAAACUUAACCGAGCCAAAGUGGCCAUAUUUUGAACACUAAACAUUUCCCCAUUAUUGGUAAACCCCUCAUUCUUAGCGGUUUCUAGCAGUGAUUGAACUGAGGCAGUGCUGGGAUUCCCCGAAUAAAUUGCAAGGGCAACCAGACCACACUGGGGUCCAUCUUGAAGAAACGCGGCUAGGGGUUUAUACGAGUAUCUGUGAGGAGCACUCAAUUCUGUUAGGGUGAACAAGGUGCAAAUCUUGUGCACUUCAGGGUAACAUUCAGCCCAAGAAAAAUUCAUUUUGUAAUGUUAAAUACCCACGAUUACAUCACAUUAUAAAAAACACAUUAUAGAGAAAUAAAAAGUGAGGUUAUCUAAUGGAAUCUACGAAUAACUCGACUAAAAUUAAAAAAUGUGCGGGAAAAGACAACCUCCAAAGAUUGAAUUAUUUGUACCAGGCGUGUAAUGCAAUUACUACAGAGAAUGAAACAAAUCAUUUAGCGUCUGUAAUGUAUAGCAAUCUUUUGGUCGCAAUAUCGAAAAAAGCUGUUCAAAGAAUGGACAUUGAAGUAAAAAGAACGAUUUGUAAAGGCUGUCGCUGUAUGUUGUUGGCGGGGAUUACAUGCAAAGUGAGGAUAAAGAAAAAACAUUCGAUUUGGACGUGCACCAAAUGCAAUACAGCGAAAGUAUUCCCUGCGCAAAAUCCCGAUUAUGUGCCUUGGAAUUUGCAAGAUGACAGUGUUGUGGAGACUUUACAAUACAAGUGAAGAUUAUAAAUAUUAAUUUUUAUUAAUAAAAUUACAGAAAAAAAUCGUAAAACCUAGAUC
Molecule: messenger RNA, 1270 nt
Organism: Tribolium madens (black flour beetle)
Lineage: Eukaryota; Metazoa; Arthropoda; Insecta; Coleoptera; Tenebrionidae
Product: ribonuclease P protein subunit rpr2-like
Exons: 5
Coding region: 821-1210 (129 amino acids)
Biological process (GO): tRNA processing
Cellular component (GO): nucleolar ribonuclease P complex
Source: RefSeq, a predicted model, not a curated record